UUUUUUUUCCAGUCAUGGACCGGCUGCCAAGAGGCAUGAGUAAGAGCCGGGAGCGCAGGCUGGGAGUGGUCACAGAGGGAGUGGUGCCUGCUCAGGGGAGCCAGCCCUGCCUCUGCCCCACAGAGGGUUGCUCCUACAUCAAGGUCCUUGGGAGGCUCUCGUGUUCCUUUUCCCUUGCUGUGCGUUUUCCAGGAUAACUGUGACUCCAGGCCCACAAUGGACGCUCUACAACUGGCAAAUUCGGCUUUUGCAGUUGACCUGUUCAAACAACUGUGUGAAAAGGAGCCAGCGGGCAAUGUCCUCUUCUCUCCGAUCUGUCUCUCCACCUCUCUGUCACUUGCUCAAGUAGGCACCAAAGGUGACACAGCAAAUGAGAUUGGACAGGUCCUUCAUUUUGGAAACAUCAAAGAUGUACCCUUUGGAUUUCAAACAGUGACAUCGGAUGUAAACAAACUUAGUUCCUUUUACUCCCUGAAACUGAUCAAACGACUCUACGUAGACAAAUCUCUGAAUCCUUCUACAGAGUUCAUCAGCUCUACAAAGAGACCCUACGCGAAGGAAAUGGAAACCGUUGACUUCAAAGAUAAAUUGGAAGAGACGAAAAGUCAGAUCAACCAGUCCAUCAAGGACCUCACCGACGGCCGCUUUGAGAACAUUUUGUCUGACAGCAGUGUCAGUGACCAGACCCAAAUCCUUGUGGUUAAUGCUGCCUACUUCGUUGGAAAGUGGAUGAAGAAAUUUCCUGAAUCCGAAACCAGAGAAUGCCCUUUCAGAAUCAACAAGACAGACACCAAACCAGUGCAGAUGAUGAAUAUGGACGCCACGUUCUGUAUGGGCAACAUUGAUGGUAUUAAUUGUAAGAUCAUAGAGCUUCCCUUUCAAAACAAACACCUCAGCCUGCUUAUUCUGCUCCCCAAGGAUGUGGAGGAUGAGUCCACGGGCCUGGAGAAGAUUGAACAACAACUCAACUCAGAGACGCUCUUGCAGUGGACCAAUCCCAGCACCAUGGCCAAUGCCAAAGUCAAACUCUCCAUUCCAAAAUUUAAGGUGGAAAAGAUUGUUGAUCCCAAAGCUAGUCUGGAAAAUCUAGGGCUGAAAAAUAUCUUUAAUGAGAAUACAUCCGAUUUCUCUGGAAUGUCAGAGACCAAGGGAGUGGCCCUCUCCAAUGUUGUUCACAGAGUGUGCUUAGAAAUAACUGAAGAUGGUGGGGAUUCCAUGGAGGUGCCAGGGUCACGAAUCCUGCAACACAAGGAUGAAUUCAAUGCCGACCACCCAUUUAUUUACAUCGUCAGGCACAACAAAACGCGAAACAUCAUUUUCUUUGGCAAGUUCUGUUCCCCUUAAGUGGCAAAAGCCCAGGUUAAGUCUCACCUGACUUUUCUGUAAACUCUGCAUCCAAAGAAACACUUUCUAAAUACAAUAAAUUGUUAAUAUUGCUGGA
This is a messenger RNA of Acinonyx jubatus (cheetah), 1441 nucleotides long. It is a transcript of the gene SERPINB5, whose product is annotated as serpin family B member 5. The record is from RefSeq and is a predicted model, not a curated record. NCBI's taxonomy places the organism in Eukaryota, Metazoa, Chordata, Mammalia, Carnivora, Felidae. Gene Ontology annotation, molecular function: serine-type endopeptidase inhibitor activity. Gene Ontology annotation, biological process: negative regulation of endopeptidase activity. The transcript is spliced from 7 exons. The coding region runs from base 217 to 1344 and encodes 375 amino acids.